Chaetomium fimeti is the source of this 1806-nucleotide messenger RNA. RefSeq lists its product as uncharacterized. Gene Ontology annotation, biological process: protein neddylation. The coding region runs from base 264 to 1577 and encodes 437 amino acids. The record is from RefSeq and is a predicted model, not a curated record. Gene Ontology annotation, molecular function: NEDD8 activating enzyme activity. Gene Ontology annotation, cellular component: cytoplasm; nucleus. Lineage: Eukaryota; Fungi; Ascomycota; Sordariomycetes; Sordariales; Chaetomiaceae. The transcript has a single exon.
GUUCGGCUUUGAUUAAGUUAUUUGGUCAGAGGGUGAGUGGGUGGUCAAGCACUGAAAGGCCGGGUCUCAGCGGCGCCUAAGAUAAGAGCGGGGAACCGGACCACGAUAAGCCCCAACCCUGGGUGCCUCGGUGAGACCAACAGCUCCCCCUCUACCAUCCUACUUCGGGCUUAUUUUCUGCUUUAGAAGACAAUUUAAACCUGGGCUAACAAAGCCGCCAAAAAAGUCGCCGGCCCGCUCGAACCAGAAUAACGCCCAUAGACAUGGCCACCGCUCAAGUGUACCCGGCCUCGGAACCGGCAAGAUGGAUCUACCUCGACAGGAUCCGGACCCGACCCGGACCUUUCACGAACCCCGACAUCUUCAGCGGUGAGCCGGUGGCCGCGGCUAUGGAAGCGAUGAAGAUAUUGGUUAUUGGCGCUGGAGGGCUGGGCUGUGAGCUCUUGAAGAACCUCGCGUUAUCUGGGUUUAAGGAUAUCCACGUCAUCGACAUGGACACGAUCGAUAUCUCGAACUUGAACCGGCAAUUCCUCUUCCGACAGGCAGACGUCGGCAAGUCCAAGGCCGAAGUGGCCGCCCGGUUCGUGGAAAAGCGGGUAAAGGGGGUCAAGAUUACACCACACAACUGCAGGAUCCAGGAUUUCGACGAGGACUUCUACAUGCAGUUCCAGCUUGUCGUCUGCGGACUGGACAGCAUCGAGGCGCGCCGGUGGAUCAAUGCGACGCUGAUCAACAUGGUGGACGAGGAGGUCGAGGACAGCUACAAGCCUCUCAUUGACGGGGGCACAGAGGGAUUCAAGGGCCAAGCCCGCGUCAUCUUCCCAACCGUCACAUCCUGUAUCGAGUGCCAACUCGACAUGCACGCCCCGCGCGCCGCCGUCCCACUCUGCACCCUCGCCAGCAUCCCCCGACAGCCAGAACACUGUGUCGAAUGGGCGCACGUCAUCGCCUGGGACCAGGAGAAGCCCUUCCCCGAGCUCGACAAGGACGACCCGGACCACAUCACCUGGCUAUACCAAAAGGCGCUGCUGCGCGCGCAGGAGUUCAACAUCCCGGGGGUGACGUACUCCCUGACGCAGGGGGUGGUCAAGAACAUCAUCCCGGCGAUCGCGGCGACCAACAGCGUGAUCGCGGCGGCGUGCUGCAACGAGGCGCUCAAGAUCGCGUCCAACUGCGCGCCCUUCCUGGGCCUGCCCGAGGAGAAUUACAUGAUGUACUCGGGCAACGACAGCGUCUACACGUACACGUUCAAGCACGAGAAGAAGGACGACUGCCCCGUGUGCGGGCAGCUGGCGCGCGACCUGGCCGUCGACCCGGCCUGGACCCUGCGCGAGCUGGUCGACUCCUUCGCCGCCCUGCCCGAGGCCCAGCUCAAGAAGCCGAGCCUGCGCGCCGAGGGCAAGACCCUGUACAUGCAGUCGCCGCCGAGCCUGGAGGCGCAGACGCGGCCAAACCUGGACAAGACGCUGGUGGAGCUGGGGCUGGAGGCGGGGCAGGAGAUUGGCGUGACGGAUCCGGCGUUUGCGACGGUGCUUUUCAAGUUUAAGCUCAAGUUCAAGCAACGAGGAGGGGCAUAGUCGAAGAGGGGUCUGAUUUCUAGAAAUGGGCAUAUUUUGCGAGGCGUCAGGGGAAAAGGAUCCAAAUGCAGAUUACAACGGGCGAGAUGACUGGCAGGAUAUCACGGCGCGACGAACGAGCAAAGUCAUUGCUCAAUGGCCUUGAGCCAGGCAUAAACACACAGAACAUACAAACGGCAUCUAGACGAAUGGCGCUGAUAUUAAAUCCAAAUGGAAACUUCUAUUUUCC